GGUCGCGGGCCCCUGCGGUCCCGGAACUUCCAGCUCUGCGUCCCGCCCCCUCCCCAUGCCCUGUCCCCCUUUCCGGCCGGCGCAGACCCUCUUCUGCCGUUGAGUUGCGCUUCACUUUGGCCGGGCGUUGCUGAGCGCGCUGCCCGCAAAGCCGCGGGCCCCUGAGGUGGUGAUGCUUUACCGGUUGCUGUCGAUCAUCCAAAGACAAAGAACUAGCCCAGGAUGGCAGGGUUGGUCAUCAGCGAGAAGCAGCACAUCCGCUGCGGAGGCACAUUCUAUAGCUCUGCCUGCCCAGGCCCAGGUGGUCAUCUGUGGGGGUGGAAUCAUGGGUACAUCCGUGGCCUAUCACCUCUCCAGAAUGGGAUGGCAAGAUAUUGUCCUUUUGGAACAGGGCAGGCUGGCUGCUGGCUCAACAAGGUUCUGUGCUGGCAUCCUGAGCACUGCUAGGCAUUCAAGCAUUGAACAGAAGAUGGCCGACUAUUCAAACAAACUCUACCAUCAGUUAGAGCAAGAAACAGGGAUCCAAACAGGUUACUUAAGGACAGGCUCAAUCUCUCUGGCCCAAACUCAGGACCGGUUGAUCUCUCUAAAGCGUAUCAACUCAAGGCUGAAUGUGAUAGGUAUCCCUUCUGAGAUCAUCUCCCCGAAGAAAGUGGCUGAACUUCACCCUCUCCUCAAUGUGCACGAUCUGGUGGGCGCCAUGCAUGUUCCUGAGGAUGCAGUAGUGUCCUCUGCUGAUGUGGCUCUUGCCCUGGCAAGUGCUGCCUCACAGAAUGGUGUUCAGAUUUAUGACCGGACAAGUGUUCUUCAUGUGCUGAUCAAAAAAGGUCAAGUUACUGGUGUGGAGACAGAUAAAGGACAGAUUGAAUGUCAGUAUUUUGUCAACUGUGCAGGUCAGUGGGCGUACGAGCUGGGUCUGUCCAACGAGGAGCCUGUUAGUAUCCCGUUACAUGCCUGUGAACACUUCUACCUUCUGACUCGGCCCUGGGACACCCCUCUGCAGAGCAACACACCAACCAUUGUGGAUGCGGAUGGAAGGAUUUACAUUAGGAACUGGCAGGGUGGCAUCCUGUCUGGCGGCUUUGAGAAGAAUCCAAAGCCUAUUUUCACUGAAGGCAAGAACCAGUUGGAGAUUCAGAACCUCCGGGAAGAUUGGGAUCACUUCGAGCCCCUGUUGAGUUCCCUCCUGCGUAGGAUGCCAGUGUUGGAGACUCUGGAGAUUUUGAAGUUGGUGAAUUGCCCUGAGACCUUCACACCAGACAUGAAGUGCAUCAUGGGCGAGUCUCCUGUAGUACAGGGCUACUUUGUCCUGGCAGGGAUGAACUCUGCUGGCCUGUCGUUGGGUGGAGGAGCUGGAAAGUUCCUUGCUGAGUGGAUGGUAUAUGGCUAUCCCUCUGAAAAUGUCUGGGAACUGGACUUGCAGCGCUUUGGAGCCCUCCAGAGCAGCCGCACCUUUCUGCGCCACCGGGUCAUGGAAGUCAUGCCUCUGAUGUAUGACCUGAAGGUUCCCCGUUGGGACUUCCAGACUGGGAGGCAGUUACGUACAUCUCCUCUUUAUGAUCGGCUGGAUGCUCAGGGAGCCAGGUGGAUGGAGAAACAUGGAUUUGAGAGGCCAAAGUAUUUUGUUCCACCCAACAAGGACCUUCUUGCAUUGGAACAGAGCAAGACUUUCUACAAGCCAGAUUGGUUUGAUAUUGUGGAGUCUGAAGUCAAAUGCUGUAAGGAAGCUGUGUGUGUCAUUGACAUGUCUUCUUUCACAAAAUUUGAAAUAACUUCCACUGGGGAUCAGGCAUUAGAAAGUCUGCAGUAUCUUUUCUCCAAUGACCUCGAUGUGCCUGUAGGUCACAUUGUUCAUACUGGUAUGCUCAAUGAAUGUGGAGGGUAUGAAAAUGACUGCAGCAUUGCACGCCUAACCAAACGCAGUUUCUUCAUGAUCUCUCCAACUGACCAGCAGGUCCACUGUUGGGCCUGGCUUAACAAAUACAUGCCAAAAGAUAGCAGCUUGCUGCUGGAGGAUGUCACCUGGAAAUACACAGCCCUCAAUCUGAUUGGUCCUCGGGCUGUGGAUGUGCUGUCUGAGUUGUCCUAUGCCCCUAUGACUCCAGACCACUUUCCAACUCUCUUUUGCAAGGAGAUGAGUGUGGGUUAUGCAAAUGGGAUCCGGGUGAUGAGUAUGACUCACACAGGGGAGCCGGGAUUCAUGCUGUAUAUCCCCAUAGAGUAUGCUCUGCAUGUCUACAAUGAGGUGAUGAGUGUUGGACAGAAAUAUGGAAUCCGGAAUGCUGGGUAUUAUGCUCUUCGAAGUCUCCGAAUUGAGAAAUUUUUUGCCUUUUGGGGUCAGGACUUAAACACCCUGACCACGCCCCUGGAAUGUGGAGGAGAGUCUCGAGUGAAGUUAGAGAAGGGCAUAGAUUUCAUUGGUCGGGAUGCCCUGCUGCAGCAGAAGCAGAAUGGGGUGUAUAAACGCCUUGCUAUGUUCAUCCUGGAUGACCACGACACAGACCUGGACCUGUGGCCUUGGUGGGGAGAACCCAUCUAUCGGAAUGGGAAGUAUGCUGGCAAGACCACCAGUAGUGCCUAUAGCUACACUCUUGAGCGCCAUGUAUGCCUGGGUUAUGUACACAAUUUUUCUGAGGACAAUGGGGAGGAGCAGGUAGUGACAACGGAUUUCAUCAACCGAGGAGAAUAUGAAAUUGACAUUGCAGGACAUCGGUUUCAGGCUAAGGCCAAGCUCUACCCUGUCACCUCCUUUUUCACUCACAAGCGUAGAAAGGAUGAUGUGGAGCUGAGUGACUUUCAUGGGAAGUAAUGCCAAGACAUUCUUUCUUACUCCUUUUGUCUCACCAUGAGGAGCAUCGUUCUGGGAGCUGAUUUUUUCCCUCUUGUCUCCUUACAGAAGGUAUCUUUGUCCUCUCUCCUAACUUUUCAAUUUGACAGAGUUUAAACUCUAUCCUCAAGCCUUGCUUGUCCUCCCAUUUUCUUUCAUUUGCUGUUACCCCUCCUAACAAUCCAGGCUCUUCUCAUCCCUCCAGCAGGCUCACAUUCCCACAGUGGAAGGCAGAGGCCACUUGUGGAGUCGGUUAAGGUGACAGGCUGAUUGUUAAGCUCAUAGUAAGGUAUAUAG
Messenger RNA from Acomys russatus (golden spiny mouse), 3124 nucleotides. RefSeq names its product pyruvate dehydrogenase phosphatase regulatory subunit (gene Pdpr). Lineage: Eukaryota; Metazoa; Chordata; Mammalia; Rodentia; Muridae. The transcript is spliced from 18 exons. The coding region runs from base 173 to 2809 and encodes 878 amino acids. Gene Ontology annotation, molecular function: oxidoreductase activity; protein binding. Gene Ontology annotation, cellular component: cytoplasm; mitochondrion; mitochondrial matrix. The record is from RefSeq and is a predicted model, not a curated record.